This is a messenger RNA of Tachysurus fulvidraco (yellow catfish), 1177 nucleotides long. RefSeq names its product galectin-7-like. The transcript is spliced from 6 exons. Gene Ontology annotation, molecular function: carbohydrate binding. Bases 35 to 646 code for a protein of 203 amino acids. Lineage: Eukaryota; Metazoa; Chordata; Actinopteri; Siluriformes; Bagridae. The record is from RefSeq and is a predicted model, not a curated record.
AAAUGGGCAGAAAGUUUAUCUGUUCAAGCAUCGCAUGCCAGUGGAGAAAGUGACUACACUUCACAUUUAUGGAGACACUGUCAUUAACAUCAUGGGUACUAUUCCAAACUGGAGCAAUUCUACAUUUGGUAAGGAACUAGCCUCUGGAACUUCACGCACAAAGACUUCUAACAUCCAGACUGAUGUGCCAAACCCAGUCAGCAACCCUAAAAAAAACUACGCUGGCAAUAUCCCAGCAGAAAUGAGGCCUGGUGUGGCUUUGUUCUUCAAAGGGGUUGUUCCUUCAGAUUUCGAUUGCUUUGCAGUAAAUUUGCUGUCCUCCCAGACGAAUGACAUUGGUCUCCACUUUAAACUCAUGCCAAACCUGGUGGUGUUUAACACCUGCAGGAGUGGUUUAUGGGAAGAGCAAAUUGAAAUUAAAGCAAGUCCAUUUGUCAAAGGAGGAGCCUUUGAUUUCUUCCUGCUUGCUUCUACAAAAGGCUUUGAGGUGAUUGUAAACGGCAUGCCAUGCUGCACGUUCACUUACCGCAUGCCAAUAGAAAAGAUUAAUUCUGUUCAGGUCAAUGGAGAUGUUUUUAUGAACACAUUUGCAACUUUUGAAGUUGGCAAUGUUAACAUGAAAGCCCUGGUUCCUGCCAAUAUUUGAGGAUUCCAAAUCACCAGUGAAGAACAGUAAAAUGAGAAAUUCUUUACUGUUUGCAUUAGUCUAUAAAUACACAGACAACUUGGCAGAAGAAAUGGUACAAGUCAUCUUUAAAUAAGAUUUAAAUGUUAAAAAGGUUUUACAUAAAGAUUAAGUGUAAUAGAGGUAUGAUUUUGACUACUUUUGACCAUCAUUUAGGAAAAGAAAAUCACAAAAGUCAAUGUGUGAUUCUGGCUUUGAAAUGAACAAAACUCCACACUUAUACGUUUACUUGUUCCUUCAUACCUCAAACAAGAACAUGAGGUUGAACUUAUUUGCUUUCUUCAUACAUAUUUAGCAUCUUUUCUGUUUCAUGUCCACCUUAAUUAGGGGUGAAAUGCUAUUUUGGACCUCUAGAAAGUGCUCACUUCUAAAAAAAAUGCUGUGAGUGAAAUAUUAAACAUUACUUAAUUAGACAAAUGUAUUAUGAUGUGAUUAUAUGAUUCAGUUUCUUAGCUGUAAUGAAUUAGAAAAAUAGCAACUUCUUGCAUAAAG